Messenger RNA from Nicotiana tabacum (common tobacco), 2534 nucleotides. Its product is annotated as poly(A)-specific ribonuclease PARN-like. Gene Ontology annotation, molecular function: RNA binding; 3'-5'-RNA exonuclease activity. NCBI's taxonomy places the organism in Eukaryota, Viridiplantae, Streptophyta, Magnoliopsida, Solanales, Solanaceae. The record is from RefSeq and is a predicted model, not a curated record.
AGUAGAGAAAAGAAAGCGCGCGCGCGCGCACACUAUAAUAGAAUAGUCGUUUUUCGUUCCUGGAAAUGUAAACCCUUGGUACCCAUUUCCCCCGAGUCCUGAAGAAGCUACUACGCGAUGAAGGACUAAACAUAGAAUGAAGAAACAUUGUAUGUUGAAACCUCUAUCAACAACCCUAAUCCAAAUAUCCCACGCUCCGAUCACCUCUUUCACUACGCGCCGCCGCGCCCUCUCUUCCUCUUCCUCUUCCUCUUCCUCUUCCUUCGCGCUCAAGAAUGUUACCAAAUCGAACUUCGAAUCAGCUCUCAAUGACCUACGAGGUCUUGUACGCGACGCCGAUUUCGUCGCCGUCGAUUUGGAAAUGACCGGAGUAACCAGCGCUCCUUGGAGAGAUUCCUUCGACUUCGACCGAUAUGAUAUUCGUUACCUCAAAGUUAAGGACUCCGCCGAGAAGUUCGCCGUCGUUCAGUUCGGCGUUUGUCCUUUCCGUUGGGACUCUCACAAGCAAUCCUUUCUCGCGCAUCCACAUAACUUUUAUAUAUUCCCACGGCAAGAAAUCCCUGGUAGCAACCAAUCCUAUGAGUUCCUUUGCCAGACAGCCUCACUUGAUUUCCUGGCAAAAUACCAGUUUGAUUUCAAUGUGUGCAUACGUGAAGGAGUCUCUUAUUUAUCCAGAAGCCAAGAAGAGGAAGCACUGGAACGUAUAAGUUCAACAUUCAUGGAUGAAUCAUCGGAUUCCGUGUAUGGCUUGAGAGAAGAUGCAGAGUUUCCAUUGAUUAGGAUGGCAGAUGUUCUAUUUGCUGAAAGAAUGAAGAACACAAUAAGGGAAUGGCAUGCUAGUUUGUUAAGUAAGGGAAGCAGUAGCUCUGAAAUUAAACAAAUGUCAACUGAUCCAAACCAGAGAUUUCAAAUGGUUUUCUUCAAGACCCGUCCAGCCCUUGCCCUUAGUGGGUUUACUUCUCGCCAGCUAAGGGUGAUUAAAUCGGUCACUAAAAAGCAUUUCAAAGAUCUAUCCUAUAUCAGAGUAGCUGGCGAAGCAACAUCUCCGCAGCAAUUGAUUGUCUAUACAGAUUCCAAUGAUGACAAGGAUCUACUGAUGAAAGAGGUGAAGGAAGGCCUUCGUAAAGAAGCAGAAAUAAAGGUCAAAUCUGCUGUUGGAUUUCGACAUGUUAUUGAUCUUCUUUCCUCGGAGCGGAAGUUGAUUGUCGGACACAAUUGCUUUCUUGAUAUGGCGCAUAUAUACAGUAAAUUCAUUGGUCCACUACCUUUGACCGUGGAGGACUAUGUGUCUUCCAUUCAGAAGUACUUUCCUUGCAUAAUUGACACCAAAAUACUCUUGAAUGCAAACGGUGUUUUUCAACAGAGAGUGAAUAAAAGCAGCACAUCACUAUCCAGAGCGUUUGUCUCUAUCUGUCCUCAAAUUGCAUUAGGUGUCAAAACUUCUGGUUUGGCUGAUAGACCGUGUGUAGAAGUGGAGGUUCAAGUUGAUGAAAACAGAUUCUUGAACUGGAACUCAGGGGCCAAGCAUGAAGCUGGCUAUGAUGCAUUUAUGACUGGAUGCAUUUUUGCACAGGCGUGCAAUCAUCUAGGCAUUGAUUUCACCCUCCAUGUGCUUGCUGGAGGUUUACCCAAGCAGACAAAGCUUCAGAAUUAUAUCAAUCGCCUUUACCUUAGCUGGGUUAGUGGAGACAUCAUUGAUCUAAGUACUGGGAAAUGUACAACAGACACCUCAGCUUCUAGUAACCUCAAAAGUCGGUACCAGGAGAUUUCAUUUCCUAGCAUCGUUUUGUUGUGGGGAUUACCAUCUAAACUAAAAGCAAGGGAGAUCAAAGCUUGUAUAGUAAAAGUCUUUGGCCCAAAUUCUAUUUCCUCUAUCUACCAUUUGGAUGAAAGCGCCGUCUUUAUUCAGUUUAGCAAGCCAGAAAUGGUUUCUAAGUUUCUGGAAAUAAAGGAAACUCUAAGUAAGAACAGCGAUCCAAUUUCAGUGUUGCAUCCUCUUUCGGAUAUUCUGAACGCCGACUGCACUCACGCAGCUAACUAUGAUGUGUAUCAACAAAUAUGCAGUUCACCCAUCUCAAAGAAAUUAUUUGCAGAUCAGGCUGAAGCUGUUGGUAUCAAACACAAAACAGCAUCAUCCAGGGCAGAAGGGAAAAAAAAGGGAAACCAGGUAUUUGGCAAAGAAAACGAAGUUAGGGUGUUUGAUAAGAAAGUAGAUGAUAUGAUGAGUUCAUCGUAUGGUUAUUCUGAAACGGAUAGAUCUGCCGAUUCUUUUCAUCUAGAUGAAGCUCUGGCAAGCAAAUAGAUUGUUUUCGUAAAUUUUUAGGCCCAAAUUCAUGUAUAUCUAGAUCAUUGUUGGCCAGAUGUAGAGAUCUGUUUUUCCGGAUCCCUACAGCUUCAUAGUGCUGUAUUUUUGCUGAUAAAUUCUGUAACAUAAUAGUGAGGUUGUAAUGUAGAUGUUGAAGAGCUACCUGUUAAGAAAAAAGCGAUAUUAUCAAAAAAGCUAAAGAUCAAUUUGUCAUUUUAAUGCUUCUUCA